Messenger RNA from Dendrobium catenatum, 1405 nucleotides. RefSeq names its product probable carboxylesterase 2. The record is from RefSeq and is a predicted model, not a curated record. NCBI's taxonomy places the organism in Eukaryota, Viridiplantae, Streptophyta, Magnoliopsida, Asparagales, Orchidaceae. Bases 71 to 1048 code for a protein of 325 amino acids. The transcript has a single exon. Gene Ontology annotation, molecular function: hydrolase activity.
AGAAGUUAGAGCCUCCACAGCUCAAAGAAGAAGUCACAAACUUACCCGUCUUUUCUCUCCAAACCCAACUAUGAGCUCUGAAAGCGCCACCGCUACCGCCGCUGGCGACGAUGACAUAAUCUUCGACUUGCUCACCUUAAUCCGAGUUUACCGCAGCGGGCGCGUCGAGCGCUUCGAACCCACGGAAUUCCUUCCCCCGUCAUUCGACCAAACCACUGGUGUUGACUCCAAGGACAUCACUAUCAAUCCUUCCACUGACCUCGCUGCCCGUCUCUACCUUCCAUCUUCAACCACCAAAAUGGACGGCAAGCUCCCAGUCGUUAUCUUUUACCACGGCGGCGGGUUCUGCGUCCAUCGCGCCGCCUCCGCCCACUACCACAACUACCUCAACCACCUCACAGCGAAAGCCAAAAUACUCGCCGUGUCCAUCGACUACCGCCUGGCUCCCGAACACCCCAUCCCCGCGGCUUACGAUGACUCCUGGGAGGCGCUUCGGUGGGUGGCUCAACUUCAACACUCGGAAGCUUGGCUCUCCAAAUUCGGCGACUUGGACAAGAUCUUCUUAGCCGGCGACAGCGCCGGGGCGAACAUAGUGCAUAAUUUGGGGAUGAGAUUGGGAAAAGAGGGGAAGAAGGUGGAGGGUAUGGUGCUCAUGAACCCUUUCUUUUGGGGGAAGGAAAGGAUUGGUUGGGAAGGGGAGGAAAGGGAAGGGGUCACGAUAAAGGCAGAGGUUGCUGAUGGCCUGUGGCCAUUUCUGUGCCCGGAGUCGAUUGCUGGGAACGAUGACCCGAUGUUGAAUCCAUGGGCGGAAGGUGCGAUGAGUUUGGCGGGGUUGGGUUGCGGGAGAGUGCUGGUGACCGUUGGAGAGAAGGAUUUGCUUUUGGAUAGAGCUAGAGUUUACACCGAGAAGGUGAAGGAGAGUGGGUGGGGAGGUGCCAUUGAGCUCGUUGUGGCGGAAGGGGAGAAUCAUGGUUUCUUUUUGUCGUACCCGGGGAACAAGAAAGCGGAGGCGUUCAUGGAGCGCUUUGUUGGUUACUGCAACAAUUAGGGUCGGGGGGCCAUUCCUCUGUAUCUUUCCAAGCCUUCCAUCUCUUUGGUUCCUGUGGAAUUUUGAAACUUUAAUUUUCUAUUAAGGUAUUUGUUUAGCUUUGUUUUUUUUUAAAUAUGUUUAUUUAGCAUAAUCUUUUAUUAUUUUUAUCUUUUAAAUUAAGCUAUUUUUUAAAAACAAUCAAAAUAGUUUUGGGACUUUUUGAGCAUUUUUAAAAAUAACUAUCAUAAAGACCACCAUGAUUGUCAUCUUGGUCACACCUAUUGUAGCUACUAUCCUAUUGACGACCACCACCAUCAUUAGCUAAGAGUCUAUUUGUGUUAACUUUCUCGCAACUUUACAUUUGUUAUUUGGUUA